Messenger RNA from Fraxinus pennsylvanica, 1374 nucleotides. The record is from the annotation of a GenBank genome assembly. Lineage: Eukaryota; Viridiplantae; Streptophyta; Magnoliopsida; Lamiales; Oleaceae.
AUGAUGCCUUCGAUAACCAUGUCGAAAACUGUAUGCGUGAUAGGUAGCGGUCCGUCAGGGCUCGUGGCUGCCCGGGAGCUGAGGAAGGAAGGCCACAAGGUGGUGGUUUUUGAACAAAACCAUGAUGUUGGAGGGCAAUGGCUAUAUGACCCUGAAAUAGAGGAUGAGGAGCCCUUGGGAAGGGAUAAUUUCUUAAAGAUACAUAGUAGUAUAUAUGCAUCAUUGAGAUUGGUUUCACCUAGGGAAAUUAUGGGGUUCACUGAUUUUCCAUUUGGAAUGAAAAAGGGGAGGGAUAUGAGGAGAUUCCCCGGCCAUAAGGAGCUUCUUUUGUAUUUAAAAGAUUUUUCUGAAUGUUUUGGAUUAAGAGAAAUGAUAAGGUUUAAUACUAGGGUUGAGAAGGUGGAGAUGUUGAGUUUUCCUACUUCGGGUAAUAAUUUGAAGUGGAUUGUGAAAAGUAAAGAGAAAAUGGCGGACAAGGUGGUGGAGGAAGUUUACGACGCAGUGGUUGUGGCCACCGGCCACUACUCUAAGCCUAGGUUGCCUAAAAUUAAAGGAAUGGAUGCAUGGAAGAGAAAGCAACUACAUAGCCACAUUUACAGGGUCCCAGAACCAUUUAGAAAUGAGGUAGUAGUGGUUAUUGGAAGUUCAUUAAGUGGGCAGGACAUAUCAAUGGAGCUUGUAGAUGUGGCAAAAGAAAUUCACCUAAGUGCCAAAUCUCUAGACAUUUCAGAAGGCUUAUCAAAAAUAAUCUCUAAAUAUGAUAACUUAUACCUUCAUCCCCAGAUUGACUCAUUGCAUGAAGAUGGAAGGGUUUUGUUCAUAGGUGGCUCAUGGCUGAUUGCAGACACCAUUAUAUACUGCACAGGGUACUCAUAUUCAUUUCCGUUUCUUGACACCAAAGGAAUUGUAGUAGUUGAUGAUGAUAGGGUGGGACCCCUCUAUGAACACACGUUUCCUCCAUCACUUGCUCCUUCUCUCUCCUUCAUUGGCAUCCCAAGAAAGCUUAUAGGGUUCCCUUUCUUUGAAUGCCAAGCAAAAUGGAUAUCUCAACUACUGUCUGGGAAAAAAACAUUGCCAUCAUGGGAUGAAAUGAUGCAGUCUAUUGAGGAAUUUUAUCACUCAAGGGAUGUUGCUGGAAUUCCAAAGCACAAUACUCAUGAUCUAGCAGAUUUUGAGUAUUGUGAUAAAUAUGCAGAUUACAUUGGUUUUCCACAUUUAGAAGAAUGGAGGAAAGAACUCUGUCUAUCAGCCCUAAGAAGUUCUGAUGUCAACUUGGAAACUUAUCGUGAUUCAUAUGAAGACGAAGAGAUGCUUCAAGAGGCACAUAAAAGCCCUCACUUCACUCAACUCGGGAACGAGGCUUUCACCCUGUGA